AUGCAGGUGAUCCCUAUCGUGCUGCUGUUGGCGGCCGUCGCGGCGGCGCAGCAGAAACGAGAGGCUGAGCCCUCCGGCGGCUAUGGCCACGGACUGGGCAACUAUGGCUACAGCUAUGGGUUUGACACUGGGCAUGGCCUAGGCUUGGGCAUUGGCCAUGGACACGGACAUGGCUUAGGCCUAGGUAUCGGUCAUGGACACGGUAUUGGCCAUAGCAUCGGCAUUGGUCAUGGCUUAGGCAUCGGUCACGGUGUAGGUAUCGGCCACGGCCACGGGCAUCACGGACAUGGACACACGGUAGUCACCGAGGUUGUACAUGGCGGCCACAGCAUCGGUCAUGGCCACGGAAUCGGUCACGGUCUCGGCCACGGAGGUGGACAUGGUCUUGGAUUUGGACAUGGGCAUCACACCGUCCACAGCCAUGUCGUUGGACACGGUCUCUACGGAGGCAACAGCUACCUUCCCUACGGCUACGGACACUCCAUCCACAAGCGCGAAGCGAAGGCAGAUCCGCAGCCCAAAGCGGAGGCCAAGGCUGAACCGAAAGCCGAAGCCAAAGCCGACCCAAAGGCAGAGCCCGGCUUCGCUCACGGCUUCGGUGGUCAUGGAGUCGGAUUCGGUGGCCAUGGGUUCGGUCACGGUGUCGGCUUUGGUGGCCAUGGCUUGGUUCAUGGUGGGCAUGGCUUCGGCCACGGCGGCUUUGGAAUUGGCCACGGUGGACAUGGAUUCGGCCAUGGGUUCGGACACGGAUUAGGACAUGGCCAUGGACACACCGUUAGUCAUGAAGUUGUACAUAUCGAUGACGGUCCCAUCUAUGUCGGCCACGGUCUAGGUCACGGAUUCGGACAUGGGUUAGGCCACGGCUCUGGUUUUGGACAUGGCUUCGGUCACGGUUUAGGACACGGUGUAGGUCACGUGAGUGUACACAGCCAUGGAAGUCAUGGCUAUAUCCCAUACUACGGCGGCGGCUACUUUUAA
Messenger RNA from Penaeus chinensis, 978 nucleotides. Its product is annotated as glycine-rich cell wall structural protein 1-like. The transcript has 2 exons. Lineage: Eukaryota; Metazoa; Arthropoda; Malacostraca; Decapoda; Penaeidae. The record is from RefSeq and is a predicted model, not a curated record. Bases 1 to 978 code for a protein of 325 amino acids.